Molecule: messenger RNA, 1014 nt
Organism: Camarhynchus parvulus
Lineage: Eukaryota; Metazoa; Chordata; Aves; Passeriformes; Thraupidae
Gene: SPDEF
Product: SAM pointed domain containing ETS transcription factor
Exons: 5
Coding region: 1-1014 (337 amino acids)
Biological process (GO): regulation of transcription by RNA polymerase II; cell differentiation
Cellular component (GO): nucleus
Molecular function (GO): DNA-binding transcription factor activity, RNA polymerase II-specific; sequence-specific DNA binding
Source: RefSeq, a predicted model, not a curated record
AUGGGCAGUGCCAGCCCCGGGCUGCCCGCUCUGCCCCCCGGCCGCCUCUCCUGGCCGGACCCCGCGCUGCUGCCGCCCCCCCGGGACCCCGACCCCCGGCGCUGGGGCUGCCCGGAGAGCCCCAGCCCCCCCGGGACCCCCGAGCAGCCCCUGCCCGCCUUCUGCCUGCACUACUUCGACAUGCUCUACCCGGAGGACACGGCCUGGGCCACCAAGGGCGCCGCGGAACCGGCCCCGAGCAGCGGCCAGGGCGGGCGGGAGGAGGCGAGGAAGGAGCCGGAGCAAUGUCCCAUCAUCGACAGCCAGGGCCUGGGGCUGGGCACCGAGGGGGACCUGCAGGACAGCCUGCACCUGGAGGAGCACUCGCUGGAGCAGGUGCAGAGCAUGGUGGUGGGCGAGGUGCUGAAGGACAUCGAGACAGCCUGCAAGCUGCUCAACAUCGCCGCAGACCCCAUGGACUGGAGCCCCGGGAACGUGCAGAAGUGGAUCCUGUGGACGGAGCACCAGUACCGGCUGCCGCAGAUCGGGAAGUCCUUCCAGGAGCUGUCGGGAAAGGACCUGUGUGCCAUGUCCGAGGAGCAGUUCUGCCAGCGCUCGCCCGCCUGCGGCGACAUCCUGCACGCCCACCUCGACAUCUGGAAGUCCGCCGCCUGGAUGAAGGAGAAGGCUGCCCCGGGAGAUGUCAGAUACUGCGGAGGUGACACGGGCUGGGCUGACAGCGAGGUGGACUCGUCCUGUGCCGGCCAACCCAUCCACCUCUGGCAGUUCCUCAAGGAGCUGCUGCUGAAGCCGCACAACUACGGCCGCUUCAUCCGCUGGCUCAACAAGGACAAAGGCAUCUUCAAGAUCGAGGACUCGGCGCAGGUGGCGCGGCUGUGGGGCAUCCGCAAGAACCGCCCGGCCAUGAACUACGACAAGCUGAGCCGCUCCAUCCGGCAGUACUACAAGAAAGGGAUCAUCCGCAAGCCCGACAUCUCCCAGCGCCUCGUCUACCAGUUCGUGCACCCGGUGUGA